AUGGCGCCUCCUGUAGGCACGCCAUUGGCCACGGCCACUACUCCCAGUUCACGGGCUCGGGAUGAUCUCAAUUCGACCUGGACCUACCUUCAGAGCAACCUGGACAAUGUCAUGACCAAGUUGCAAGAGGGCCUCGACAUGAAGACUUACAUGGGCGUCUACACAGCAGUUCACAAUUUUUGCACUUCUCAAAAGGCAACCCCCCAACCGCAGGGCCCGUCGUCGACGCUCAGUCAACAACACCGUGGUGCUCACCUCCUGGGCGAGGAACUCUACACUCUCCUCGGCCAAUACCUAACCGAACACCUUCAGGAAGUCCUCAAGCAUUCAGAGUCCCAUACCGACGAAGCCCUCCUUACGUUUUACAUUCGGGAAUGGAAGAGAUACACAGAUGCGGCCAAAUACAACAACCACCUCUUCCGCUACCUCAAUCGCCACUGGGUGAGGAGAGAGAUCGACGAGGGCAAGAAGAACGUCUACGAUGUCUACACUUUACAUCUGGUCAAGUGGCGGGAUGAUUUCUUCAAGACGGUUGAGUCAAAGGUCAUGCAUGCUGUUUUGCGGCUUGUUGAAAAGCAGCGAAAUGGCGAGACUAUCGAUCAAAUGCAGAUCAAGGCCGUCGUCGACUCUUUCGUUUCGCUUGGGCUGGACGAACUCGACAGCACAAAGUCAACGCUCGAUGUCUACCGUCUCUAUUUCGAACGCCCCUUCAUCACCGCCACCAAGGCCUACUACACAAACGAGUCAAAACGCUUCGUCGCCGAAAACAGUGUGGUGGAGUACAUGAAAAAGGCCGAGGCCAGGCUUGAGGAGGAAAAGGAACGUGUCAACAUGUACUUGCACCCUGACAUCAUGAAGAAGCUGAUGGAGACCUGCAAUGAGGCUCUCAUCAGUGCACACUCGGUACUCCUGAGAGACGAGUUCCAGAGCCUCCUCGACAACGAACGCACCGAAGACCUUGCCCGGAUGUACAAGCUUCUGUCACGAAUAAAGGAUGGACUUGACCCUCUUCGCAACCGCUUCGAGAAUCACGUUCGCAAAGCCGGCACGCUUGCGGUGGAAAAGGUGGCGGCCAACGGUGAGACUUUCGAGCCCAAGGUUUACGUGGAUGCUUUGCUUGAGAUCCAUGGCAAAUACCAACAGCUUGUCAAUGUGGCCUUUAACGGAGAGUCCGAGUUCGUACGAUCUCUUGACAACGCCUGCCAGGAAUUUGUCAAUCACAACCAUGUUUGCAAGAACAACACCACCAGAUCUCCUGAAUUGCUCGCCAAAUAUGCAGAUCAAUUGUUGAAGAAGGGAGCCAAGGCAGCCGACGAAUCUGAACUCGAGGAACUACUUGUCCAAAUCAUGGUUGUCUUCAAAUACAUUGAAGAUAAGGAUGUUUUCCAGAAGUUCUACUCACGCAUGCUCGCCAAGCGCCUUGUCCAUACAAGUUCAGUAUCCGACGAUGCCGAGACCAGCAUGAUCAGCAAGUUGAAGGAAGCCUGUGGUUAUGAAUACACCAACAAGUUACAACGCAUGUUCCAAGACGUGCAAAUCUCCAAGGAUCUGAAUACCUCGUACAAAGACUGGCAUGAUAAGAUCCUAGAGGACAGUGAUGAGAAACGAACUGUCGACUCUACAUUCCAGAUUCUUGGUACUGGCUUCUGGCCUCUGAACGCACCGAACACGCCAUUUGCUCCACCAGCUGAAGUCAACAAGGCGGUGGAGUCAUUUACACGCUUCUACGAUUCCAAACACAAUGGCCGCAAGUUGACAUGGCUGUGGCAACUGUGCAAGGGUGAGAUUCGAGCCAACUACAUCAAGAGUCAGAAGGUCCCAUACACAUUCCAGGUGUCUACGUAUCAGAUGGCAGUGCUCUUACUGUUCAAUGAUUCUGACAAACUUGAUUUCUCCGACAUCAAAGAAGUCACCAAACUGACUGAUGAGAACCUUGAACCUGCGCUUGGUAUACUCUGCAAGGCUCGUGUCCUACUGCCCAGUCCAGAUGACGGCAAACCUGUUCCGGGGACUAGUUACACGUUGAACUACAACUUCAAGAACAAGAAAGUCAAGAUCAACUUGAACAUCAAUCUCAAAUCCGAACAGAAGACCGAGUCGGACGAAACUCACAAGACGAUCGAGGAAGAUCGAAAACUAUUGCUCCAGGCCGUGAUUGUUCGCAUCAUGAAAGGUCGCAAGAAGCUCAAGCAUGUCCUUCUCGUUGAGGAAGUCAUCAAUCAAGUCAAGAAUCGGUUCCCACCCAAGAUCCCCGACAUCAAGAAGAACAUCGAUGCCCUUAUGGAAAAAGACUACAUUGAGCGUCUUGAUAACGACGAGUUGGCUUACAUUGCCUAA
This is a messenger RNA of Exophiala spinifera, 2337 nucleotides long. RefSeq lists its product as uncharacterized. Gene Ontology annotation, molecular function: ubiquitin protein ligase binding. Bases 1 to 2337 code for a protein of 778 amino acids. Gene Ontology annotation, cellular component: SCF ubiquitin ligase complex. Gene Ontology annotation, biological process: protein ubiquitination; SCF-dependent proteasomal ubiquitin-dependent protein catabolic process. NCBI's taxonomy places the organism in Eukaryota, Fungi, Ascomycota, Eurotiomycetes, Chaetothyriales, Herpotrichiellaceae. The record is from RefSeq and is a predicted model, not a curated record. The transcript is spliced from 2 exons.